This is a messenger RNA of Copidosoma floridanum, 3804 nucleotides long. RefSeq lists its product as uncharacterized. Lineage: Eukaryota; Metazoa; Arthropoda; Insecta; Hymenoptera; Encyrtidae. Gene Ontology annotation, molecular function: protein binding. The record is from RefSeq and is a predicted model, not a curated record.
AUGUCAUCUGACGAAGACAUGGACGAUAAUUAUAUCAUGUUAUCGAAACUUAUAAAAGUAAUGAAUUAUGAUUCAACUGUUGUAAUUCUAGACAGUGGUUAUGAUAUUAAUUAUUCAGUGCCAGCCAACAGUCCCGUCCAAUAUUUUAAACCUGAUUGGUUGGGAAAUACAGCAUUGCAUUUUGCUGCUGAAUCAGAAAACACAUCUAUUGUUAGUUUACUACUUAGUCGAGGUGCUGAUUUUACUUACAAAAACAACAAAGGUUUUACCCCAUUACGUUUCCUUUCUGAAUACUACUGUGAAGAACGUGAGAUCAGCAUAGCAAACAGUGCCGUACUUAAGUUGUUAUCUGCCCACAUUAAAUUCAAUAAUCCAGCAAAUCCACAAUGCAAAAACGGAAUAUCUCAUUUUCAUAUAGCUUGUAUGACAAGAAAUUUAGAGGUAGUGAAGUUCUUUCUUGAUGCUGGUGUUUCAGUUAAUCAAGCCAUUAAUUUUGAUUCUGUCAGAUUUCCUGGAUGCACGCCAUUGCACUUGGCAAUGAAAAUUGACAAUGAAGAUGUGGUUCAAAUACUUUUAAAAAAUGGAGCAGAUUACAAUUACUUGAAUGCAGUUCAAAUGAGUCCCUUGCAUUGUAUUAUAAAAGAGAUAAUUGACAAAAGUUGGCGCAGCAAACGAAUACUGGAAAACGAGCAUGUAUUGAAUACAAUAUUUAAACACAAUACAAAUUCGUAUUCGAGAGAUUGCAUUGGAUUGUCUUAUUUACACGUGAAAGCCAUAACAGCCUCAGCAUCCAAUGACGAAAAUUUUUGCAAACUCAAGCAGUUUCUAGAGCAGUUUUUGAAAAAAGGCCAGAAUAUUAAUGCACCAGUGAAUUUUAAUUCUCCAGUGUGGCCAGGUUACACACCUCUGCAUUUCGCUGCCCUCUGCAAUUGGGAAACUUUCAAGUUCUUGCUGGAGAAUGGAGCUAACAUCUUGGCUAAAGAUGCUCAAGGUACAACUCCACUAGAUUUGUGUUUGAAGAAAAAUGAUCUGUCAGAAAUUUUUCCCGCCCUCAUGGCUCAAGAAGUGUUGGCUUCCAUUCAGUUUCAAAAUGGCACAAAAUUAACUAAUGUUCUGACAGUAUUUAAUAGCCCAAAAAAAUUAAAAAAUCAUUUGACAACAGAUAUCAAUGCCAUUAUACCGUUGGACUCACCACUGUGGCCAGGUCGCACGUUACUACAUCUGCUUGUGAUCUUUUUGCAUAAAUAUUUAACUUACAGUAGUUUCAACGAUUCUGAUGAUUCUGGUGAUUUUGAUGACUCUUACAAUGAUUAUUUGUAUUAUCAUGAUGGUUAUUUAUAUCAGGAAGUUGAUGAAGAUGACUUCUACUUAGACGAUGACGAUGACGAGUACGACGAUUACGACGAUGACGACGAUGACGAUGAUGAUGAUGACAACAAUCAUGACGGUGGAGUUAACAUAGACAACGAGAAUAACGUAAACGACGAUAAUGACAACGACCCCACUGUUGAAGAGGAUGAUGACAAUGACAGUUUCGACAGCAAUGACAGUGACGAAGGCAGUAAUAAUGUAGACAGCAAUGACUCGGAUUUUCUGGUUAUAAGUGCAGAAGACGUGAAAUUAUGUUUAGAUAGUGGAGCUGUUACAAUUCAAGAUACAAAUGGAAUGACACCUCUUCAUCUGGCUUUUUAUAACAAUGAUUUUGAAUGUGCAGAAGUUAUUUUAAAUACUGUCGAUACUCUUGUCAACCCUGUGGAUCAAAACAAGAUAUCACAUAUGCAUAUAGCAUGCUUUUAUAGCAAUACACAAGUGGUAAGUCGGUUCUUAAAAAACGGAGCAGAUCCCAACAUGCCGAUGAAAAUUAAUCUGCAAGACGUUUGUGGAUUGCUCAACGACACCAAUGUUCCAAUUAAAUGUGGAUCUACACUUUUACACAUUGCAGUAUCAGUUGGUUGUAAGGAGAUGGUGAGAUUGUUAUUAAAGUAUGGUGCUGAUUCCACUCUCGUUGAUAGUGAUGGAUUAACUUGGCUGCAUCGAGCAUUGAUCAGUCGGCAUUUUGACAAAUUGAAACCUUUUUUAUGGAGGAAUUCUGAAGUCUUGAAACCAAAUACUACAGUAAUAAGUGAGCUGUUCUCUAUAUUCCAUAUAGCCUGUUGCUCUGGAAAUUUAGAAGCAGUUAAAAAGUUAAUAUCUCGAGUAGACGAUAUUAAUGAGCCCAUCACAGAUAAAUUAAUGGAGCACAUUCGAUACAUUCCCUAUCACAUGAGUUUAGGGGACACUCCUUUACAUUUAGCCGUCAGGGCUGGAUCUAGGAAAAUAAUUGACCUGCUUUUAAAAAAUGGGGCCAACCGAGAAAUAAAAAAUACCAAGGGUUUUACUCCAGCUCAGUUGGCUUUGUUUUUAAUGGGUGAAAUUCCACUCUCGGUAAUUCAACGUCUCGUUAUGGAAUAUAACAAUGAAAAAAGCAAGUUAACAGAAUUGAGUGUUAUCUAUGCUUUCCGAAUCAUGCAUCUGAAACUGUCAACUGAUCCUAAUUUACAACUGAGUGUGGAUGCAAUUACAAAAUCAAAAUUAAGUGAUUUUCAAAACUUCUGUUGCUCCGAAAGAAUUAUCAAGUUUCAGUUUUCACCAAGUCAGAAACUCAUCGUGAACCAAGAAGGACUAUCAGCUUUUCAUAUGAGCUGUACAGGGGAUGACCUUGACAUAAUAAAAAAGUUUCUCAAAACAGGCGUUGAUGUUAAUUCUCCCGUGCAUCAUCUGGCCUUUCAUUUCCCUGGAUACACUCCACUACAUUUUGCAGUAAAAUUCGGUGAUAAAAGUGUAGUCGAGUUGUUAUUAAAGAAUGGAGCCGACAUCAACCUGGAGGACUCAUAUGGCCAUACUGCAAUAAAUUUAGCAGGAAUAAGACCUCAGAGUGGAUCACUCGAAGUUCUUUUAAGGUUACGCAACGUUGAUGUUGCAACAAAGAAUACACUGGGUCAGACAAUAAUAGAUUACUUUCUCAACAAAAUUUACAUGCCUGAACACCAAUUCGUAAAAUUUAUUAAACAAACUUCAGGAAUAGAAAACAUGGACUCGGCUAUUAAAAUACAACUUGUUAAGGGUUUAAUAGAUAAAUAUUCUUAUAAGAUUCUGCCGUCACUAGAAGACUUACUGCCCGACUUGAGUGAUGUCAAAAGUGAUGGAUGUAAUGUCAUCCAUUAUUAUGUACAAUGCAGUCGCUACUGUGAUAGUAAUGAAUUUGCUCAUCUCGUUGAAAAACUUAUAAUACGUGGUUGUGAACUAGAUCAACAAGAUGAUAGAGGGUGGACACCUUUAAAUCUGGCUGUAUAUUUUAAUAAUGUAAAAAAGUUCAAAGCUUUAUUGUGUGUUGGAGCUAAUAUUAACUUAAUUGAUGAUCCUCAUAGUAUAAGUGAAUGUUUUUACAAGCUUAUUCAGGAACACUUGAAUAAACUCAAAGCUGUUGGCCUGUACACCAAUCCUAUCCUAGAAAUGUUUUUUUAUUAUUAUAAUGUGGAUGUAACACGAGAAAUUAUCCAACUGGAUGACAUGAUUAAAGUAAAGUUUACUAAAUCAUUAUCUCUGCGCGAUGUUCUAACCAAUCAGUUCGUGGCCAAGUUUCCUAUGAUACCAAAGUGUCAGCGUCAAGAAAUCCUAAGUUACAUUGAUUCUAAUACUUUGCGACGAAAUUUUCCAAAGUGGCUGGGAAUUUUCAAGUUUCAAUUUUCUACAUACAUGACAGAAGAGAGCAAUAAAAAAGAAGGUAACAUUUCAAGCCCUGAAUUAUUAAAAUCUGUCAACUAA